Messenger RNA from Acanthisitta chloris (rifleman), 1150 nucleotides. It is a transcript of the gene SLC30A4, whose product is annotated as solute carrier family 30 (zinc transporter), member 4. Lineage: Eukaryota; Metazoa; Chordata; Aves; Passeriformes; Acanthisittidae. The annotation marks the transcript as partial. Gene Ontology annotation, biological process: zinc ion transmembrane transport; response to zinc ion. The transcript is spliced from 7 exons. Gene Ontology annotation, molecular function: zinc ion transmembrane transporter activity. The record is from RefSeq and is a predicted model, not a curated record. Gene Ontology annotation, cellular component: plasma membrane.
CUGACGCUCGCCGCCCUCCUCUACCUCCUCUUCAUGACCGGAGAGCUCAUCGGUGGAUAUGUUGCUAACAGUCUAGCAAUUAUGACAGAUGCACUUCACAUGUUAACUGACCUUAGUGGUAUUAUUUUGACCCUGCUUGCUCUCUGGCUGUCUGCAAAAUCUCCAACAAAGAGGUUCACGUUUGGAUUUCAUCGCUUAGAAGUGCUGUCAGCCAUCAUUAGUGUGUUGCUGGUCUAUAUCCUUAUGGCAUUCCUCCUGUAUGAAGCUGUUCAAAGAACUAUCCAUAUGGACUAUGAAAUAAAUGGUGACAUCAUGCUGAUUACUGCAGCCGUCGGGGUAGCAGUUAACUUGAUAAUGGGGUUUCUGCUGAAUCAGUCUGGCCACCUUCACUCUCACUCCCACUCCCACUCUCACUCCCACGUACCUCAGUCGAACUCUCCUAACACGUCCCAUGGCAGCAGCCAUGGACACAGCAGCCUUGCUGUGAGAGCAGCAUUUGUCCAUGCCCUGGGGGACCUGGUACAAAGCAUUGGUGUGCUGGUAGCUGCAUACAUCAUACGCUUUAAGCCAGAAUACAAGAUUGCUGAUCCUAUAUGUACGUACAUAUUUUCCAUACUGGUGGUUUUUACAACGGUUCGAAUUCUGUGUGACACAGGAGUUAUUAUUCUGGAAGGAGUUCCAAGGCAUUUAAAUGUGGAUCGCAUUAAGGAAGACUUAAUGAAAAUUGAAGAUGUUUAUUCUAUAGAAGAUUUAAAUGUUUGGUCUCUCACUGCAGGAAAAACAACUGCCAUAGUCCACUUGCAACUAGUUCCUGGUAGUUCAUCUAAAUGGGAGGAUGUUCAGUCCAAGGCCCGACAACUGCUGCUGAACACAUUUGGAAUGUACAAGUGCUCUGUGCAGCUUCAGAGUUACAAACAGGAAAUGAGCAAAACCUGCGCAAGUUGUCAGAGUUCCAGUGCCUAAUUUCGUAUGUUUUGGGAACUGCUGCCUUAUUCUUUAUCUUGUAGUCAAAGACUGAGAGCAAUAAAUGCAAAAAGAAAAUUAGUUUCCAUUAAUAUGUGGAUUUGUACCAUGUGACGUGCAGCAGGGAGAACUGGUGCUGCAAACUGUGCAGUGGUUGCCCUAUGGAACGUGUAUUUCACUCUCUCCC